AUGUUUCAAAGGUCUGGAGCUGCACAUCACAUCAUGCGGCUUUCGCCUCGAAGAUGCCGCUUUAAAUCCUCAUUUGCUGUUGCUCUGAACGCCGCCAGUAGGCUGGUAACCCCCAAAAUUCUUUGGAACAACCCUAUAUCAUUGGUCUCGAAGGAAAUGAACACUUUGGCCAAAAACAUAGUCGCUCUGAUUGGGUCUGGCCAUCCAGUGCUUAACAAAGUUACUAGCUACUAUUUCGAAACAGAGGGUAAAAAAGUUCGUCCCCUGUUAGUCUUGCUGCUUUCAAGAGCGCUCUCAGAAAUUCCUUUGACAGAAAGAAACCACGUGAAGAUAGACCAUUUAGACGUUCCUGAGGAUCCCAUUUACUCUAAACCUAGUCAAAAUCAACUAUUUCAACGUCCUGUGAAUAGCAUUUCCCCACUUCAUAUACUUCACGGUAUCAAACCACUAAAUCCCCUGACAAAGGGCCCGGAGCCUCUGCCAGAGGAAGACUUUGAUAAAAAGAGAGGUAUUCUGCCCAAGCAGAGAAGAUUGGCGGAGAUUGUAGAGAUGAUACAUACUGCAUCUUUACUUCACGAUGACGUUAUUGAUUAUUCCGAUACAAGAAGAGGAAGACCAAGCGGUAAUGCCGCUUUCACCAACAAAAUGGCUGUAUUAGCGGGUGAUUUCCUUUUAGGAAGGGCAACAGUAUCAAUUUCCAGAUUGCAUAACCCUGAAGUCGUGGAACUUAUGUCUAAUAGUAUUGCGAACCUUGUUGAGGGUGAGUUCAUGCAAUUGAAAAAUACUUCCAUUGAUGAGGACAUAGAUACUAUUGAAAAUGGUCACAAACAACUUCCGGUUCCUUCUAAAAAGCUGGAAGUCAAAGAGCACGAAUUUCGAGUUCCAAGUCACCAACAAGGGCUGCAAUUUUCUCAUGACCAGCUCAUAGAAACUGCAUUUGAAUAUUACAUACACAAAACGUAUCUAAAGACAGCUUCUUUGAUUUCCAAAUCUUGCAGAUGCGCUGCUAUAUUAUCUGGUGCAACACCAGCAGUUAUUGACGAAUGCUACAACUUUGGUAGAAACCUUGGUAUAUGCUUUCAACUCGUGGAUGAUAUGCUUGAUUUUACAGUCUCUGGGAAGGACCUAGGUAAACCAUCAGGCGCAGAUUUGAAGCUAGGUAUUGCUACUGCUCCAGUUUUAUUUGCAUGGAAGGAAGAUCCAUCUUUGGCUCCACUGAUUUCACGUAAUUUCUCGGAGAGAGGUGAUGUUGAAAGAACCAUUGCUUCUGUCAGACUACAUGAUGGCAUAGCGGAGACGAAAGCACUAGCAGAGGAAUAUAGGGACAAGGCAUUGCAGAAUCUGCGAAAUUCUCUUCCUGAUUCCGAUGCUCGAUCUGCCUUAGAAUUCCUAACGAAUAGUAUUUUGACAAGAAGAAAGUAA
Molecule: messenger RNA, 1422 nt
Organism: Saccharomyces kudriavzevii IFO 1802
Lineage: Eukaryota; Fungi; Ascomycota; Saccharomycetes; Saccharomycetales; Saccharomycetaceae
Gene: COQ1
Product: trans-hexaprenyltranstransferase
Exons: 1
Coding region: 1-1422 (473 amino acids)
Biological process (GO): isoprenoid biosynthetic process; ubiquinone biosynthetic process
Cellular component (GO): transferase complex
Molecular function (GO): prenyltransferase activity
Source: RefSeq, a predicted model, not a curated record